UGUAGUUCUGUUGGUAUUGACGUGACAGUGUGGUGGGCCGGUGAAAAAUUCCUGUCUCUUCUAGUGAAAGCACAUGGACUCAACGCUGGAUUAAUAGGCUAUUAGAGUUAAAAGUAUUGAACGCUUUUCGUUAUUUCGUACAUUAAGCAGCCGCUGUCCAGAUUUAAGGUAUACCAGUAUGUGUAAAACAUGUUGCUAUAAUAAGUGGUGACGUCGCUUAAUGUUUAUAUAUGCGGUGAGAAAAAGCAGAAGAGAAUAUAAUACGGGGGACUAGACCUAGAACGUACAAUAGACCAAGUCAAGCGUUACUUCUAAACUUCAACCUACCUUCAGAUAGUUUUGUGUUUUAGUCAUGCAGUGAGAUUUAUAUUUCGUGCAUUAAAUAACUAUGUAGUGCUGGAUUUUAUACAUCUUCCUGAAUUUUACCCAGACGACAGACAUGGCGGGAGAAAUUAGCCGUUUGGUGGUUUUGGGAUGUCUAUUUCAAGGUGUAAUGGCGGUAGAGGAAGGAUUAACGGGAUUAAUAAUAGCAGGGGUUGUAGCGGGAGGAUUAUUGGUUGUGGCUCUUAUUUCUAUAAGUAUUUAUUGUUUUGUCAGAAAGAGAAAUGACGAAGAUGAAAAAGAUUCAAUGGAUAUCGUGGUACCGACUACUGGCGCGGUACCGAGGUAUCAACGAUUUCCCAUGACCAUGAAAUUUAGAUCGUAUGGACCAACCGCUCGGCCUCGACCACCUGUGACGUUCUAUACUGUCAGAAGUCAACGAGAACCACAACAGUUGAUGCCCGUUGGUAUGCCUUUCAUGUAUGAACCCAGAGGUCCAGUUAUGUACUUAGAUGAAAAGGGCAUCGGUAGUCUUAGAUCUACAACAAAAGACAGAGCUAAAAAUCGUCGUUCAUUGAAAGCAAAUGGACAAAUAACUGGUUCUCUAAAGAUAAAAGAACUUCGCAGUGCUGAAGAAAGAAUUGAUUUCGAUUCGUCCGAAGAUGAAAAUGGAAACAGAGUAAAAUCUAGAAAUCCCGGCGAUAGGUCACGUUCUAAAUCACGUGAUAGAAAAUAUGAACGCAAUCCUGAUCGAAAAAAUGGUAACCAUAGAUACAAGGGGUCAAAAGAUGAUCUUCGUGCGAGAAGCAGGAGUAACAGCAGAAACAGAUCUGAAGAAAACACAAUAGCAGCUCAACCAGGGGACAUAAUUCUCAAUCCGUCAAAUUUUGAGACCCAGCCACCACCAAGACCGCACAGUUUAACGCAUUCCCUUCACGACGAGACCACAUUUGUUCCCAUAGUGCCAGCAUCUGAACGCCAAUCAAAUAACAGUGCUUUCAGAUCGUAUAGCAGGAAUCAAAAUGAUGAUGUUGAUAAUCAGCCCUUAGAAACACCUAGAGAAGAUUAUUUAACCCCUCGAUCUAUAACUGAAAUGCCUUCAACGAUACGUGAUGAAACGCCAAGAGACGAAUACAUCACACCAAUAGCAGAUUAUAGAAAUAACACUGGCUUGGUGUAUCCUCCAAAACCAGACAAAUCAACUAAUGAACCAUAUAUAAGCCCAAGACCACCAACACCCGAAUUCGAUGCUCAAUCAAUCUCAGAUGGACAGGGUGUAAUUCGUUCGCCAUACUCGAGGCCUGACGUAUUGCAAUCAACUCCAAGACCUCCAGAUAUGUCUGCAGCCCCUGCGCCUCCCCCACCUCCACCACCAACCAUUCCUGACCCCUCCAAACCAAGUUAUAUAAGUGCCGUUCAUAGACCACCUACCCCCGUUCCCGGUCUUAUAACUCCUGUAGAUGAAGAUCUUAGUGAAUAUUUAAAAAAACCAUCAGAAAGUAUCACUGAUUCACCCAGCAUAUCUCAUGUCAAAAAGUCUCCCAUGACAGGAGUAUCACCAUUACACAAUGCAGUUAUUGCAGAAAUUAAAAACAGACGACAAAGGCCGGCGUCGGAUAGCAGUAGCAUUGGACGACCACCAUCUCGAUCAUCUGACGGUUAUGAUUCCGACAGUUUAAGUGUUCCAUCUCGCUAUUUAGAGAACAGAAGGCCCAGUGCCGUACAAUUUACAGAACAAGACCCUGAAAUCAUCCCGAGAGAUGACCCGGAACUAGAUUAUGAACCCGGAAGUUUGUCUGCAGCAUUUGAUUCUGUGAUGAAUGAUGGAGUGCCGAAUUCUAGUUCUGUGCCCGUUGCUCCACCACCCCCACCCCCUCCACCGCCACCGCCAUUACGAUAGAUUGCUAAAUCGCUUAAUCAAGUUUACGACAUAUAUUGUGUUACAAAUUCAUGAAGUUAUAGUAUAACUAAACAAUUUCAUAAUAUUGAAACUUUUAAUAUUUUAAAAAAAAACAAAAAAAAACGGCUUCGUUGCCUGUAAAAAUGUUCAUCGUAGAAACGCAUCGGCUCGCUGACUCUUGCUAGGUGUAAAUAAAUUCAGCGGCCCAGUUAACGAAACAGAAUGACUGGCUCAUUCAUGUGCUACGAAAGAUCUAUGAUUUGAUUGAAAUUUGGAUAAGAAGUGAUUUGGCUGGCAUCUAACCAGACGCAAUACGUUAACACCAUUGCUUUCCAGAAAAGAUAAAUGUGAUGUUUCCGCGAGUUUCUGUGUGAAAGUUCUACGUAACUAAAAACUAAAAAUACGUAUGUGUUUCAUAAUUACGUUGUCAAAACUGUGCAAUAAUGCAUAAUAAUAACAUUUUAAAUAUGGAUGACUAAAACACAGAAUACAUUCUCCUAAUUCUAUUAUAAAUCUGAUGCAUCUAAAUUUAGAAAAGCAUCGGUCAGAAACUACUUUUACAUUGAACAGACUAUAGGAAUCAUUUAAAUGAAAAACCCUAUAGGACUUCAUCGCAUAUUCGACGUUUUAAAGCCUGCUGGAGAAUGAAGGAUUCUUUGAGUAGCAUUGUAAUUGCUUGAACAGUGAGAUGACUAAUAAUCUGCUGACUAAAUGAUCUGCUAAUGCAGAGUCUUAUUUUCGUAUUCAUUGUGACAAAAGUAUUGUUAAUGGGACUAAACCUCUUUGAUUUCGGUAAAAUAAAAUAUUAAAUUGGAUUGAUCGGAUGUGUUAUUCGAUUAGUGAUUGACAAACUGUAUGAUUCUGUUUUUAUUCGGAAUGAUUAAGCGAAAGUAGACAUUUUUGGUUUAAAAGCCGAACACAAAGUCGGUUAUAUGUUAACACCUGCUUUAGGCCUAUCUAUUGACGAAAUAUUGCCAAAGAGGGCCGAAUGUCAUCCCACAAAACAAUUCUAUAAUGAAAUCGACAAUUUCAUUUUAAACGAAAUCAGAGAGUUUUUGUCAUUUUAAUGUUCAAAAUUAUGGACAAAAGCAUUAUUAUUUUUAUUGAUGAAAAUAUGUUCAAUAUUCGUUUUGUUAUAUUCAUGAACUGUUUGUUUUUUUGUUAUGUUUAUGGUGUAUAUAAUAAACACAGAGAAUAGUAAAUGUUUAUAGACGAGCCCUUACAUGCCCUUGCACAGCAACAAGUGAGUGCUGAGUUAUACAGUUUAUAUGCCUUGUGUAUGUCGUUUCGUUAGGCUAGACAAAUCAAAUUAUAUUUUUUUAACAAUAAUUGUAAUAAUAUUAUUUUAUAUUGUAUUUUAUGGGAUUUGUAUAUAAGAAUAAUAAUACUAAUAAAUAAAUAUUGUAUUAAAGGGUAAACUAAACUUUAA
This is a messenger RNA of Patella vulgata (common limpet), 3650 nucleotides long. RefSeq lists its product as uncharacterized. Lineage: Eukaryota; Metazoa; Mollusca; Gastropoda; Patellidae. The transcript has 7 exons. Bases 440 to 2221 code for a protein of 593 amino acids. The record is from RefSeq and is a predicted model, not a curated record.